This is a messenger RNA of Symbiodinium necroappetens, 780 nucleotides long. NCBI's taxonomy places the organism in Eukaryota, Dinophyceae, Suessiales, Symbiodiniaceae. The record is from the annotation of a GenBank genome assembly.
AUGCUCCCGGAUCGAGCGGCUCUGAGCACGCACCUUUCAGCCGCGUGCUGGGUGCUGAUGCUUCGCCGCACUUUGUGCAGCAAUCCUUCUACGUGGGACGGCACUGGUUUGCCCCGGCACUGGAGCAGAAGACGCACUGGGUCGGCCACAGUGGCGCCGCUGCAGUCCUACAGGGCGUGGCCGGCAAGCCGGCACGCCUGCUCGUGCAGCCCGGGGCCACAGUGGGUCGAGUCGGCGAGCUUGUGCGUCGCGCUCAAGUUUUUCUCAGACCAGAUCAUGCCAGCAGCGGACGGGCUCCACCCGAACCCCUACAUGUGUGAGCCGGGAAGCAUGCUAUCUGCAUUGUGGCGCCAAUGCUGGGAGGACCUUUUCCCAGAUGGUGGUGGCGGAGGUUUCUGGAAAGGAGGACGCCGAGGGAUGCCAUAUGGCGUGGGUCGGUUGGACGUGGCCAUCAUCGGGGAAAACGGCGCCAAGGCAGCGGCUGCUACGCUGAAGCUCGUCCUCGCAGCGGAUGCAGCGCAGCAAGCCGUUUGCGCAAGCAGCGACCAGAAGGUCUUCUACACGAGAGAGACCUUCAUGCCCACGAAGGCGGGCAGGGAAGCCAUGAUCGCUUACAUGGAAGAGAUGCGCACCAUGUACGAGAACAUCGCUGCAGGACCGCUUCUGAAUGCUGAGGGGCAAGUCGAGGUGCUGAAGAAGGUUGGUGUCAAAAAGCCAACAUUUCGCUGCAUGACUGGCGCUUGUGUUUCGGGGAUUAAGGACGUCUGCUCUGCCAGGUAA